This is a messenger RNA of Amoebophrya sp. A120, 8901 nucleotides long. The record is from the annotation of a GenBank genome assembly. NCBI's taxonomy places the organism in Eukaryota, Dinophyceae, Syndiniales, Amoebophryaceae.
CCAAAAAGCCCCCUAAGAAGGACGAUGAUCCCGAUCCGGCGAAAGCAAAGGAAAAAGCAAAACCAAAGCCCGCCCCGCCAAAGCAGAAACCGGACCCCCAACUGCAGCUUAAGAAAGCGCUUCCGCAGAUCUUUCCUGAUCCGGCUAAUCGUGUUUUGAGAGAGUUGGUCAACGACCUCUACCUCAAGGACCCACAAAAAAGAACUGAAAUCAUGAAGAAGGCUUCGCAGCAGGUUGCGCAAGCCGGCACGACCACGUCGGACGUGGUUCUUGUGCCGCUGGUGUUGAAGGACGGCAAGAUGUUGCAGCAAAUGGUGAAAGCCUACCACGUAUCAAGUGCACAUAGAAAUGCGUCUGAGUCUGGACGAAGAUUGCUAAGUUUGUUUUUGUCAUGCUGAUCUGACAUGGCUGUCGCUGUAGAGCUUGUCAUGAAGAAGCGUGUCUUGUCAUGCGAAAGCGAACACGCCGUAGCUGCGUAAAUAUUUCUCAUACUUGUUUACUGUGCAUUUUUACAGAGCGUUCAUUUUUCACAAUCACGACAAAGACAAUCUAGAACUUUUACAAGUUUCCAGACCCAGACAAAUUUGCAAUGCAUACCAAGACAACCGGUUUUUGAGUUCGGUCACACCCACGGAAAUGGAUCUCGUUCAGCCGGAAAAGUGGCAAUGCUUCUUCAAGCUUGUUCUUGACGAGAACAGCGGGAAGCUGCAUCACAUCGAAGCCUAUCGACUCGAAAAAAAAUUGUCUCGGUCUGGUGCAAAAAUCAUGUUGCAGCUGUUGAUCGCUACAAUUUGCCUGCUUUUGGUGCCGAUUAUUGAUCGAUGUUUUUAUAUAAUGAGUCGUUAUUCUUUCCUCGAUACAGUACUUGUUACACGCGUGACAAGUCAUUUUCCUGGAGUGAAAGAACCUGGUGUGUGGGGUGGACGAAUUAUUCGUUCGUAAGUAUUUAGUACGUGGUAUUAGAAAUACGAAAGGACUCCUAGCACGACAGAGAAGCUGCGCGCCACUCCGAAUCCUGUUGGUGCAUUAAUGCAGCAGAUCACCUAUAGAAGAAAUUUAUAGAUCUCUGCUGCUUCCGUUUCGAGAUCAGCAUCUUCACACAUUCAAAUCCCGCACCAGACCUAGACAUAAUGUGCGCAAUUCAUAGAGGUCUCAACUGGGAACAGUGGAAAGCGGGUGGCCAGGCCGUCCAUGCCGCAAACCCCAACUUAUCGGAGGAAGACGGAAUAACGUUGAAAAAGGGGUGGGGGCUCCAGGCUUACAACGAGUUCAAGACCAAUAUGGCCAAACAGUGCGACGGCGAUCCGAAGCUGAACCCGGAUGCCAAGUGCGGCGCAAAAUUCGCCGUGAAGUCAAUCAGUUCCGGAUCUUCCGGGGGACCUGGGGACGACGGCGGGGCGGGGAAGAAGUCGAUUGAUGACUUCAUGUCGGGCGUGUACAACGGCGUGGAAGAAGGCAAAACGCCCAAGCAACUCGGCGGGGAUGCCGUCAAAAAGCAACCUGUGACGAGUAUCGAAAGGAAAAAUCUUCCCUCCCCAUAUCCAAACGAAGUUUCUGAUGCUGGAUCUGCGUACAUAGAUGCGCUUUGUUUUGCAGUAAGGCACUACUGCCACCAGACCCUCAGCCGAGGCACUAGGGGCGCUUGGGUCUAGUUGUUCAAUAGCAUUGCUGCAAACGGCUGCCCCCGGGGCCCCAGCAGCAUGCGAAGGCAUUUGUAUAGUGGCAAUGGGCCAGCAGAAGCCUCUGGGCGUGCGCUUGUCUUCUGGCACACCCACUCCGCUCCGUCGCCGCAAAUGGUCAGCAGCGCAAGAAAUUUUCGGAAGCAUAUGUAGCUUUUCGUCAAGAAUAUGGGGAGGGGGGAUUUUUCCUCUCAAUAGCGAGCGACGGAGUCUGGUUUCCGUGUGAAACUGCAGAUCAGCAGCAACAGGAACUGGCGAGAAUCGGGCGAGAGCGUAAAAAGCCUAGAAUCUUCGGAAUCCUGGUUGACUCUGGCCACCAAAUCUACAAGCAUGUGCUUAAGUGGUCUCAACUGCAGCACCAACUGGUCGAGCUCGAACGGCAGAGGGAGAUCAACCUUCCCGAGGGUACGCAGGCACCACCAGAAAUUCGGAAAACGAGAACUGCUCUGGAAGCAGCAGAGGGAGUUGAAUUCCAGCCUGUGUGCGAGGCGGCCAGUAGGAAGGACGAGUCCGAUCCGCUUGCGGUACACCUGCGGCAACAUGUGCGUGCAACGACGGCGGGGCGGCGCACCACGCCGGAAGAAGGAGGUGAAUUACGUCCCCAACAGGCGCAGUGUUCUGCGUGGUUACGGCUAGCGGCUGCCGACCACAUGCAUUUCAAAAACCUGAACCAGGAAUCGGGAAGCCAGGUGGGGGUACAGGCAGUUCAGCCUCCAGCUUUGUCGCACUUCGUGAUGCCGGGCACUGAUGUGGAUUUAACACCCAUGGUAUUGAAAAAUGUUCAUGCGACGACGCUGAAAUCCAUGAUCGAUGCCUACAAAAUGAAUCGUCUUCUGAGUGCAACGACAAUCGGAGAAAUGCACCUAGUGGUGCCCGACCGCUGGCGAUGCCACUAUAAAAUUACAAACGACGCGGGCGGCGGGGAGGGCAACCGCAACGCGAAUUCUCGCAUCGAAGCUGUCAUCGAAGAGGUUUGGCAAGAGGGCGGCGCAAGUGUGCACCGUAGCAACCCCGAACUACACUACAUGAAGGGCAAUGGAUACGAAAGCUACGAAUAUUGGAAGAGCCACGACAUGAGCUGCCGCAUCAACAAUGGCGGUUCGUGUGAGUAUGAUUUAAUUCAAUUCCGUCCGUCGGACAACCAACGAACAUCCCAUGUUUCUCAAUUCUAUCGGAAGAUUGCACUUGGUAAAGAAACAGGCAAAGUAGGGGCUUUGACUCCCCUGAACGGGGGCGACUUUUCUCUGACAAGCAGCGGCGACUGGCUAUCAUGCGAGGACGACGCAGGCUGGCUUAGCGAAAUGCAGACAAUUCGCAAGGAGCAAAAGAUCAGGGCGCACGAACUGACAGGGAUUGCGAGAGACUUUCUCCGCGUCGACAAAGCAGGAGACUUUUUCGACUUCGGUGACCAGUUCUGUUUUCAAGGCAAAGGAAGCGAAAAUCAAGCGAAAAAUCCGUUUGACGGCAGCGUGCGCUCAGCGGACGGCACAACUAGGUAUGUAACGAAGUGUCGCAUGUUUGUCAAUUCGGUUCUGGGCUACCAGAGGGACAAGAGGCAUGUCGCGGCGAAAUUCGAUCCCGUCCAACGAUUGCCGAGCCAACACAGGAGAGGGCUGGCCCAAGAGUGCUACGCCGAGUUGCAAAACCCCAGCAAUGUGCUUCCCGGGAAUGGGAACGCCGUCACCGCAAACAUUGCAAGCGACAUCAGUGUGCGAAGUGUCCUCACCGAGCUCGAAAUGCGAUGCCCCUUCAACAUGAAAAAAGUGCCGCUGGAAGGCACGAAAUGCCUCGAUGGCACGCCGGCUGCGUAUUACUUGGAGACACAAGGCCACACGGAUGCGGCUGUGUGGGAGGCGAAGACCAAGAAGGGUGUUUUCAUCGACUUCGAAGGAGACGGCGUAUGUGGAAUGGAUGGGCCAACAGUGCACCUUGGUGACACAUUGCUUCAGUGUGCUUUUUACGCCUUGGGCCCCAAUGGCGGGGAGAGUACGUUCCGUUACGAAAAUAUUCGCCGGCGCCCCGACAUGGUGGAUCUGGCGAAGGACUACGUUUACAUUAAUGUUAAACCAUGCGACGGGGCGGCGUUCAGUGGCAAUCGGGGGCCCGCAACUUUUAAGCUCGACGAGCGACUAGUGAUCGCGGCUGAUAACGUAAACCCCGCCCUAACACCAGGUGAGAGCGCGGACCGCCAGGCUCAGCUGAACCAAAUGAUUAACAAAGAGAAAAACGAGUUCCAUGCCUUACUCAAUGAAAAGCAAGGAAAGAAUCUGCCAAUGGCAGAGAACGCGGGCCAAGGGGAUUACACAAUCACCUUUCAAGGCUAUCAAAAAAUUCUUCCCGAUCUGCUGGACAGUAUUGUCAAACAGGUCAUCAAGUCAAGCGAGGACAACCAGCGACGAUACGCGGAGGGCAACAGCAAGAUCGUCUUUCAUGGGCAUGGUUUCGGCGGCACGACUCUGUACUAUCACGUUGAUGCCAUGGCGCAAAAAGUCCGAGAGCUCGUCUUGGGUGCUCCCGACCCGAAGAGCAAGAUGGAGAUCUACGCCAUUCCCAAUGGUGGCCUUUACCUCAAUAAAGGCGUCUUCAAUGAGAAGCUCCUCCCACUGGUGCUGCCGACAAACGUCAUGGACCAGGACACUCAACGCAAAAAAUACAUGCUCGACAGCGAUAGGUUGGAGCCCAACUACUACGGAAAUCAGCUAAAGCGCGUUUUCAAACUGGCCGACCCAAACUUCGAGUCUCUACCCGAAAUGUGCCAGAAAAAGUACCCGACAAACAAAGACGUCUGCCUUUUUCCGCAAUUUUAUACAAAACCAACCAUGGGGGUAAAAGGGAUGGAAAUGCAAAACCACGAUGCGCGCAUCCAGACGCCGCUACUGAUGGUGCAGUCACUGUUUGACGACUUUGUGGUUGCCAAGGUUUUGUACAUCACUUGCGAUUUAAACAUGGGCGUGGGAGGCGACGCGCCGGCGACAUCCAAUCCGUCGAAAGCCGCGAGAGGAUAUUCCAAUGCACCAAACGUCAAAGCCCUGGCGCCGCGGGAGUCUAAAAAUCCUCGGUUUGGCUCUGCCAACAAAUGUUCAUCAGAAGAAAGUGAACGGAUCAAAGCGCUGGCGGGAGAGUACUUUGAAAUCCUUCAAGACCACGAAGAUCACACCAAGCUGAGUCUUGCUGUUCCACCUGCUGACAGUAGCACCUCUCCUCAGUGUAACCCGCCGAAGGCGGAGGGUAACGCUCCUUCCUCUGGGGGAAGCGAACAAGAGCUGCCCCCCGAAUGUACGCAAAAAAACUUUGCCUAUUUGAGCACCUAUGUUGCGCGCGAAAUUAUGCCGCGACGUUUCCCUUCUCCCGUCAUGUCCCAAGACUUCAUUCACAUAGUUGCGGAAUUCCUCGGCGAUGGGAAGGACGGGCGAAAGGAACGCAAGGAGUUCUUCGAAACCAAUUACCGUGUUAUCAGCAGCCCGUCCGCCCUCGACUUUCUCGGUGGACCACCUUCUGUCACCUUCCGCGAGUACCAACAAUUCGGCCCAGAGCUUGGCAAGCAAUGGGGAGUGCCGGGCGUGGACACCGUGUAUUUGGAAAGCAUUUAGGAUAUUUCUAUUCCUGUACCAUUCGACGUGCCAUCAAGCUUCAUCUCCAUAUAAUUGUACGACAUUGAAAGAUAGUAUGAAAGCGAAAAGUUAUUACUAUGAUAAAUAAACCGGGUGAAGUUCUUCAUCUUUUUAUUGCAAGCAUGGCGAAUUUUGAAUUUCGAUUUUAUGGUUUCCCUAUUCCUUCUGGUGCGCAAUAUCACGUAUGAGGAAACGUGACAAUAUUGUGGCUGUUGGAGUACUACGGCGCAGCCAUGUAAUAUGGAAACGGGAGGUGGGCCUAUCACUACUUAAACUUAUGAGUUGCAGUUUCAGUUUACGAUUCGGCUAUUGUUUUUGAAUUUCCGUCAUCAAGUUAAAGUUAACAUGUAGGCGCGCUUGGCAAUGUCAUGAAACCCGGCCAACAGAACUCGUGAUCGAUCGAUGGCUGCGGUGGUCUCGGGUCGAUUCCGUUUCUGCACAUGCUCAAGCCAGUUAAUUUCACUGCUACUCGAAGUGAUUUCAGCGAUAGAAGUACUCGUUUCGAUAUCUCGAUUUCAAUUUGAGGAAGCAGCGCAGCGACAGGGCCACGAUUCGCAGACGCAAUAUUUUUUUUUUUUGCUCAGAUUUAGGCGACUCGUACACUAUUUCUCGUUCACUCUAUAACUAUAUAUCAUGUGCUGACCACUAAUCUUCAACUUCAACCAUUUUUGUCGAUCUCGUCAAACAAAAGGAAGCUGCUGACUUUAUAUAAUGCUCCCGGUCGCACAUUACGUAUUCCAUGUGCUUGUCCACCGACAAUCACACUUCAUUUCUGCUAACGACGGUUGUAUCAUCUUGCCACUCAUCUCGCGCACAAGUCAAAACUUUCCUUCAUCGCCAACAAAGAAAAAAAAAGGUGGUAUCUUUUCCUUUUAUACCAAAGCUAGGUGCAACAAAUAGCAGCAGCGUACCUGUCAUUUAUGCCGUGUAUGAAUAAAGAAAAAACUACGUCGAGGUCCACCACGAGGAGUAGCAGGCCGAUCAUUCGAGGAAGAACAUUGGAACGAGCUCUGAAGCGACUCAUUACGACAGUGGACGCGCGCCACUUUACCUCAUUGUGAUUAGAUUCAUAUGUCAUGAUGGAAAAUUCCAAAUCCGCUCAACUCUUUAACUAAAAACACAAAAAGCAAAACGCUCGUCAACAGCAAGACUUUAUUUCAAAACUCCCUUUCUUCAGAAACAACUUUUCUCAAAAACACGUUGGCUAGUCUCUACGAUCGCUUUUAUUUUUCUCUGUUCAAGAACCUUCCUCUGUUUUCUCGAAUAACUUUCAACUACCAAAGCUUUUCAACUUUUAGACGUUCGCUGUCGAUUUCAACUUUUGGAAUAAAUCACUUUUAGCAACAAAGCUUUUCCAUCUUCGUUUUGCCAGUCUGUACUGUUUUUCUCAAGAAGGAGCUCAAAGUGGCUCACUCUAACUGGUAUUUUUAUUGAAAUAGCGCUAGAACACACGCGAGAAGAAAAACUUCACCCGGAUUCCGUGUAUCCAUUACCAACAAACAACACAAACAACUUUCUCUGCUCUGGUUUGCCUCUUCUAACCUUAAUGUUAAUUCUGUUUUUGUAGUUUCUGCAUCCCGGUGGAACGCCAAGGCGGCACUAAGAGAUACAGUAUUGCACCAACCAGCGAGACAGUAGGUACUACAGUUUCGUGCGGUUUUUAUAAAAACAGAAUUUGGCGCGUUGUUGCCCGUCGAGUCGUCGAUCAUAUCCGCCUUGCAAUGAGGGCGAAGGGGGCGUCUUAUCCACUUUCAUAGAUACACAAAUGUAGAAGUGGGGACAUUGAGCUAGAGCCUUUUUUUUGAUUUUCAGUUUCUAAGUUUCAGUACGCAAAAUGUCCAAGCCCUGCGCCUGCCGAAGCCAAACCACAAGUACAAGAAGAAACUACGAAAAAAAAAGCAAGCCUCAAAAAAAUACAAGAAAGGGACGAGACCGGGACAGAGAGCAGUUCGUUUCAAGGUGCACAACGAAACUACUCUCACGACAGGUGGAUCCCUCGAAAUUUUAUUGCGACACCGGGUUGGUGGAGGCUACUUCUUAUCUGACCGAUAUACUUUUUCUCUCACACUUUUUCUUUCACGUAGGGUAGUACUUACUUAAAAAUCUCACUUGCCGCGAAAAAGAAAAUGGUUAUCAAACUGCAUGAAAGAACUUGACGGAGCUCCUCCUGGGGUGUAAAAAAGCGCUUUCGGGCGCAUCCUGUUUACACUCGUGUCCGCUACAUCAAAGCCACAGAGCAUACUUAAGCAUCUGCGUCAAAGUCAAAGCGUUCCCGCCUCGGGCGAAGACAGAGAAUGUAGUAACACCUACAUCACAUAUACUACUCGCAAUUCUUUUUCUUUUUUUUUACCGUCAUGCCACUUUCACCGGAAUUUCAUUUGUGAUAUAAUCGAAUGUCUUAACUUCACGCCCACUAAAUCUUUACAUCAAAACCUAGUAAAGCAUAAGCGAUGCAUGUCCCCGACGUUUUGUUAUUUUGAAUUUUAUAGUCUCGAUUACUAAAAUAAAAAUUGACUAAGUAAAGUACCAAAAAGCUAAAGAAUUGCAAGGCAGCGCCCCUCUCGUAUUCUAUCGUGUCACCCUGCUCCGACAGUUCCUGCGUAAGUAGUUGUAGUUCUAGUUUGUAUCAAAUAUAAUCAAGAUCGUGCUGAAUUUUACAUGCGGCUCAGUGAACACUUCUCACCACAAUUCUGUACAACUGGCAGCGCAGCGCUCUACCGUCCUCGCACUAGACAAUCAAAGAUAUAAUUGUUACACAAUUAAUAUGAGCGAUUACAGUUACUACAGAGAGGGAUGAUGUACUUUUAGCGCAUCAUUCCAAUUUGUUAUCGUUAUCGAAGUCUGUAUGAGUCUGUCCCAGUGAAGUCGUACUUCUUUUUUGUUCAGCAUGUUCUGUUUGAUUAUGUUUACUAUUGAGUCAUCGUAUAGCGUUCCUUUCUUUGUAGCUCUCACCUCCGGAUGACCCUCCCCCAAGUUUGUGUUGUGCAUUCAAAGUGUUAAAUUAUGUUUUUUCUGAACCAAAAAAUUCGCUUUUGUCGUCCCGGGUAAGAGCAGGCCAUUUUUGUAAGUCAAGCAUACUUUUAGUUUUCUAAACUUUCAAUAUGAGGAAGAAGCGAGGACUCAGUGCAAUAUACUACCUGUAUCUAUCGGAAAAGCGCGCUACUUCGUAGUUUAUCAUCAUGUAAUUUCUGAACGAAGCAACGAUCGGUCCGCGCUGCCACGCGGCUGUUGUGAUUCUCGUGCCUAAUCAUGAAGGUGUCAUUUUUGAUUCUGUGUAGUUUCAGUUCCUUCAAGUGCAGCUUGUAGCGGUUUCAUCUAGCAGGCGCAAGGGGAGGAAUAGCUGAGAAUGGCUCCAGCGACAGAUGUUGUUGAGAAUGGCUCCAGCGACAGGAACUCGUCAAGGAAGGACGAUGAUAUACUACUAUUGAUGAGCUGCAAUUAUUCUGUGCCACAAUCUGCUUCCUACGAUUCUGCUUGAGCAAGUCGUUUGCUUACAAAGAUGCCUAAGCUACAUCUUCUCGAGUAGAGGUUUUGCUAUACGAUGGUAAUCUACAAGCUACACCAGCCCCUUGUGGCGAUUAUUUCGGCGCGGCUCUACUUCCCCGAGAGAC